GCGCUAAGAAGGAAGAUACCUUAUUUAUUAAUACCUUUUCUUAUUCUUCUGUGUGGUUCUUUUUUCUACGACAAUACACGUUAUAUAAACUUUGUAUUUUCUUCGUUAUGAGAAAAGAAAAUUAAAAAAUAAGACAAGAUUUAGUGAAUUAAUCAAAAAUAAAAUAAAAAAGAAUACAAAAUGAAUACCUUCAAGAGAUAUCAAAGCAAAGUAUUUUGGGAACAAAUGUCAUCGCAGGAUUUAAAGAAAAAUUCGACGAUUCGUAGAAAAGAUCCCGUUGAGGUACUUCAAUUUCCUCCUCCUCCUCCUAUUGAUACAGAUUAUCCUUCAGAAAACGAAGAAGAAAAAGAAGAAAAUCAAUCCUCCAGUUUACGCGAAAGUCAUUUCACUAAUGUUGAUAAUGUAACUGUCAUACACGUUUGUUCGGUAGUUAGUGAAUCGCAACAAGAUAAGACCUUCAAUGAUGUAUCGAUCUGUAAAGAAAAUUCAACAAUAAUUCAAGGAAAAAAAAUGGAUAUUAAUAAUGGUACACAAGAAAACGAAGGAAACACCAUAGUUUCAGAGAUCAGAUCCCUCAGUCCUCUCAGUCAGGAUUUGAAGAGUUUAGAUUCUGGUUUCUCCGAUUCCGAACGAUCUAAUUGCUCGCAGACUAUAGAAGACGAAAGUCCUCAGAGACGUAGACGACGACGUAAAAAAGCUAAAGAAAGAAAUCAUAGAAUUCGACAUAAAAUUAGUCCGCUAUGGCUCGGAAAGGAUUUAAUACCACGACCGACUUGUACUUCGACUCCAAAAGAUUCCAAAAUACGACAUUUUCAACGAGACGAAAGAACGAAGAUCAUGGUGAGUGGUUUGCCUAGUCUUUCAUCUAGCUCGUUAGAAGAUGAAUCAUUAAAUUCUACGAAAGUAACAAAAAUACUUCCAACAAAUUUCUCGUACGAUAUAUUCGUCAAUAUUUGUAAGAACAUUGAUGGCGAGAUUGCACCGCCAGUAAAGACUUGGUUAAAUGACCUGACAACAGAAACGUCGAACGAAUGUUAUAUCGCUCUUCAAAGUAAGAGUUUACCACGACGAAAGCACAAUGAACUGAUAUCCGAGGAGGAUCAAAUGAAAGAUUUGAAGAUAUUAUCUUCUUUGGCAACGGCUGCUGCAAGCAAACUUCUCGUGAGAGCUGAACAAUUUUCACGUCAUUAUCAGCAUAUUUUAAAGGAGAUAUCGCAUUCGAAAAAUGGUAGAUCACAAAUGGAGCUUUUACGUGCCAUCGAAGAUAACGCUUUUCUAGUCUUAUCGAAAUUAGGAGCACCGCCACCUCGAAGAAUUCAACAAACGAAUUUAAAGGGGAUUGUCAUGCAAUUAGAAAGCAUGAAAGAUUAUGUAGAUAGUGCCAUUAAUACUCGUUUAGAUUUUUAUAUUGAGAAAAUAGUAAGAUGUUUGGAAGAAGCACCGAAGGAAGACAGUAGCGUGGCUAGAGGGGCUUUAGCAGCUCUCACUGCUUUAGGUUUAGCUGGAGCUCGAGCGGGCAGUAGUAUCGCGAGAUGCUCAGGAAUUAGGGCUCUCUUAACUUAUCUUAUUUCUGCCAUUAGGAAAUCAAAUGAUUACGUAGCUACGUCUCUACGCGCUCUCUCGAGCGUGUGCUGUUCGAGAACAGCAAUUGAGCACUUCGUUAAAGAUGACGGGCCGGAAAUCGUGAUUGACCUCUUGUCCAGUCAAACGUCCUCGGAAAUCAAUAAAAUGGAAGCUACAGCUUUAAUAGUACAAAUAACUGCACCAUGGACCAAUGCUGUAGGCUUACCACAUGUUGAACCAUUUGCGGAUACAUUAAUUAUUGCUUUAGGAAAUCUUAUUGAAAAUGUUAGUUCGGAACAAACGUUAUUGUUGACAGCUGCUGCGCUAAAUCAAAUAUCUAAAUCCAGAAAAUGCGCUGAUAUUAUAAUAAAACGAGAUACAGUUAAGAAACUAUUGAAAAGCGUAAAAAAAUCAAAUGGAGGAAACGUUUGGUUGAUGCAGCAAGUGGCUGCUCUUAUUAAUGAAUUAGCACGUUUACCAGAAGCUCGUGAAUAUUUGGCUAAAGUACGAGCAUCUGUUGCAUUAGUUUGUUUCCUUAGAAUGAGACCUCCAGGUUUGGACGUUGCAUAUCAAACUUUAGAGACCACAGCUGCAGCUGCUUUGAUAAGACUUUGCGUAGAUCCAGAAAUAGCGAGACAAGUAGUUGCAGUUGGUGGUGCCGAUUGUCUUCCCACGUAUGACGUUAACUUUCUUCUCACCGAGGAUGAGGAACAAAUAGAAGCUGGACUUCUAAAGUAUACAAAAUCUUUAAGACGAGCAUGCAAAAAAGCUGUGAAACAAAUAGAUGUAGCGAGAGCGCACGAUUAUUUUAAUUAAUUGAAUUAAUUGAAUUAAUUGAAGCUGUUCACAGGCCAAUUCGAUUGACUCCGCUUUUAAGAUCUUUUUAAAUUUUAAUACCAAAGCACUUAAUUGAUGCUUAACUUUGUAAAACCAUUUAACAACAAAAUGGGGUUGUCUAUUGAAUAAUAAAUUAUGCGAUAGUAUUUUUAACUUUA
Polistes dominula (European paper wasp) is the source of this 2558-nucleotide messenger RNA. It is a transcript of the gene insc, whose product is annotated as INSC spindle orientation adaptor protein. The record is from RefSeq and is a predicted model, not a curated record. Gene Ontology annotation, biological process: regulation of asymmetric cell division; asymmetric cell division; apical protein localization. NCBI's taxonomy places the organism in Eukaryota, Metazoa, Arthropoda, Insecta, Hymenoptera, Vespidae. Gene Ontology annotation, molecular function: cytoskeletal adaptor activity. Gene Ontology annotation, cellular component: apical cortex.